Messenger RNA from Entamoeba histolytica HM-1:IMSS, 669 nucleotides. RefSeq lists its product as uncharacterized. The record is from RefSeq and is a predicted model, not a curated record. Lineage: Eukaryota; Evosea; Mastigamoebida; Endamoebidae. The transcript has a single exon. The coding region runs from base 1 to 669 and encodes 222 amino acids.
AUGAUUGUUUUUAUGUUAUUCACAGUUUUGGUAAGUUCUCAAGACUCUAACCAACAAUAUAGACAAACAGCAGUGCAACCAACUGGAAUUCAUCCAACAACAACUGAAGCAAUGCAAUAUAGGAAAAUGAUGGAAAAACAAGAUGCUGACCAAAUAACAAGUUAUUUGCAACAAAGAACACAAGAGAUGGCUGAUAAUUUUCAAAGAAAUAUGAAAAAUAAAGGAGAAAUGGAAAUGAGUAAAUUAAAAAUAAAUAAUAUGAAAGAACAAGAUAAUUACAGAAGAAAAUUUGUUCAGUUUAUUAAGAAAGAUCCAUAUUCACGUUAUGUAAAAGAAUUAACAGAUACUGAAAAAGAAGACUUACAAAAUUUCCGUACAUUUAUGGCUGCUGCUGAUAAACCAUUUAAUAUUAAAAGUUUUUAUGGCAUGAUGAAAAGGAAAGAAAAUAGUGAUUUAUAUUCCAACGUUGGAUUAAAAAUGAAUGGAAUUGAUGGAGUGUUUAAUGGAGGAAAAGAUUGGUAUAAAAAAAGAAUGCAAUGGUUAUCUAAAGUUGGUCCAGGAUUGGAUGAAGAGUCUAGUGGAUAUUUAAAUAAGAAAUUCUUUAGUAGACAUUCUUCUGAAGAUCCUAAGAGUUAUAUUGGAAAAAAUGCACCAAUUCAGUUUGCAUAA